AUGGGCGGAGGAGGCCGCACAUCCUCCUUCGCGCCCAGCCACAGCCUCAACACCUCUACACCCUUUCUCCUCGGCAGCGCGCUCGCCUCGGCCCUCUUCGCGUGCCUGGCGUCGCACACCGCCGUCAGCCUCUCUGCGGUGGCUGCAGUCGCCAGCGUGGUUCUCUGCAUCUCUGCUGGCCUCCGCUGGGUCGUUGGUGACCCAUUGCGCGACACCGCCGCGCACGGCUUCGGCCCUCGAUGUACCGCGCUGGCCGCCGCCGCGACGCCCACAGCGCCGAAGCUCGACAACAACGGCAGCUGCGACGGCGGCGAGCCGCCCGCAGACCUGUCCCAGGAGGAGCUGCUGCUGCUGCAGUACUUCUUCGCGAUCACCUUCCGGCUGGGCGACGACGAAGCGGCGAUCUCCAGCAUCUGGUGCAUGACGGGCGGCGGCAAGCCGCUUCCGAGCGCGCCAGACCAGCUCAACUUUACCGCGAUCCGGUACCACCUCUCGUUCGUCGCGUACGCCACCGCCGCCAUCUGCAUGCGCACCCCGCUCCUCAAGGCGCAGGGCGGCGCGCUGCCGUUCUAUUCACACCACGCAGGCUCGCCCUUCGCCUGCCGCGAGAAUGUCAUGUGGACCGGCCACCUCCUGCACGUCGCGACGCUCUACGAGGCGCUGACCGGGGACGACAAGUACCGCCAGCCGGGAGGGCUGCGCCUCGCGCUCGGCCUGCACCUCGCCGCCUGCAUGCGGGUCAACGCGGCGGGAGGGGUGCCCUGCGAGCCCGGCCUGGUCUUCUUCCAGUGCCAGAACCACGCCAUCCCUGGCCAGGUCGUGGUAGUGACGACGCCGCAGCACACGGAGCCGUUCUGCGCGCCCUUUGCGCGCGAGCGGGCGCACCUCGAGGAGCGACUCGCCUCCGCGGCGCGGGCAGGGUGCGAAACCAUCGCCGGCGAGCACCCGGCUGGCCCGUCGGACGUGUCCGAGGCACGAAAGCACCGCCCGCCUGGCCCGUCGCCGUCGCGUGUGCUCGGUUCGGUCCCGUUCGCGCACUUGGGCAGCGACGGGUGGGACCUGACCUACCUCGGCUGGUGGGCCGACAGCGGCCGUUUGGCGGGCGAGCUGUACACGCUCGCCGUGCAGCCCAAGGAGAGUGGCGCCCGGGGGGGGGGGGAGGGGGGCGUGGACGGCGUCUCUUCACAGACGCGGAUCCUGCCGAUGCUCCGCCAGCUCGGCGACGGCUCCAACGCCGACCGCGUCGAGGCGUGGCUGCGGCGCCACUUCCGGCGCGAGGCGCCGGCGCAGUCGCACCAGGGCGGCGGCGGCGAGGGCGGAGGCGGCGAGGGCGGAGGCGGCGAGGCGCUGUCGUGCAGUCCUGAGGCCGAGCUCCGCGCCUGCUCCUCUGGCUGCGGCUCUGCCGGCCUCGGGCCGGUGGCGGGGGGCACGGCGGACGGGCGCACGGCGGACGGGCGCACGGCGGCGGAGCGCGGCGCGAAGCGUGCGCCGCGCGGCUGCGUCUGGCUGCAGGAGGGCGACGAGUGGGCGAUCGGAAACACGGCGAACUACGCGAUGGCGGUCGCCGUCGCCAACGGCAGCGACUUGCGCGCGCUACACCAGGGCGGGUCGGAGCAGUACCGCGCAGCCGAGGCUGGCGGCGUGCGCGGCGUGGGCGUCUCGCCGCUCGACGCAGAGGUCUUCCGCUGCCGCAGGGGCGCGUCGCCGGGUGAGGUCGAGGUUGGGCUCUGGAUGGGCGAGGGCGGCUUGACCGAGGCGACGCUGUGGGCGGAGGGCCGUGCCGUCGACUCGCUCACGCUGCUGUCGGCCGACGGCGGCGGCGGCGGCGGCGGCGGCGGCGGCGGCGGCGGCGGCGGCGGUUGGGCGUGGCGCCCCGCCGCCCCGCCGUGCCGUGGCGCGACGGUGACGGUGGAGGGGCCGCGCCGGCGGCUUGUCUUUGCGGUGCGGGUCAAGUGA
Molecule: messenger RNA, 1956 nt
Organism: Emiliania huxleyi CCMP1516
Lineage: Eukaryota; Haptophyta; Isochrysidales; Noelaerhabdaceae
Exons: 6
Coding region: 1-1956 (651 amino acids)
Source: RefSeq, a predicted model, not a curated record